CGGGGUGGAAGGACUACAACUUCCAUCGCGCUCUGCGCUGCCGGGGCGGCCUUCUUGGCUGUCUCGAGUGUUGGUGGGAUGUGGGCAGCAAAGUUUCCUAGCCGUAAGCUGCAGCGGGGGUAUUAACCCCUUCCGCAAGAGUCGGUGAUGCGAAGGGCGCGGGCUCAAUAGGUGUAAAGCCUUGUGGCUUGGGAGCCGUGCACUGAGUCGAGUGGGGUGUGCACUGACGCAGCCUCUGAGUCCAGACUCUCGCUGGGAUUACUGUUGGUACGCUAUGGGUACAGUACUGCAGCUUUCCGGGGGCACCUGAUUUAGAUUGGGAGCUUCUGGGACCUGGGAUUUUUGUCAUUUUGUGUGUUUGUAUGUUGUGGAGCACUUCGUGCGGCCAAAUACAUGAUAGUUUUAUGGCAACGUAUGUUAAAACAGGAAUUAAAUCUCUGUUUUGGAGAAGUGGUAUCCUAAGUACACAAACUUGUACAAUACAAAGACAGUAGAUGUUGUUAUUGCUAAUGGGCUUUGCAGAACAUGGUGUGUUAGACUGGCAGUGAUUUGGAGGAGAUCGAGAGCACUUGGUGUGUCUUGUCCUUGCUUUGAGCUGUCAGAACAUAGUCGUGUAAGAGAACAGCAAAUGUUAUUUAUUGUUAACAAUAAUGCUUUCAUUAAAGGGUUAUCUGUAAAAGUUAAGCAAGGAUCAGAUCCUUUCUCCUCCUCUCUCUGCUGAAAGAAUCUGGAACCAUCAUUUCUACAACCAGGCGUGCAGCAAGUAAACUCUGAAAUGCCAUAAUUCAUCAUCUCCCCCAACACGCUCCUCCCUCUGAAGGAGAAGAAUAUUCAAGGACAGCUCCAUUUGGACAAAUAGACGGCUUCAGGGGAUAAACUAUUUCUUUUUGGUAUAUCUGUGAGAGAGUGAGCGUGCGUUUUCCAUUAGCACUAUGGAUAGAAGGUGUUAUGGCUGUGCAUCCAAGUUUACCCUCUUCAGGAAAGAGGCAAGUCUCUCUUCAACACUGAAUACAAGAUCUGGCCCUAAAAAGCCAGUUGGGCAGGCCGCUGAGUGAGUUUCCUCAUGGCAGUGUUUGAUCAAUGCCAUCUGAAACUCCCAACAGUUUGAGGCUCCUCAUAUCAGAAAUAGUAACCCCACUCUCUGCUUUACAUUCUACAGUUCAAACCUGCUGAGCUUCCUUGGCUCUAAGCACAUGUUUUUAUGUGUGUCAGUGUCAUUGUUUUCCAUAAUUGUAUAUUAAUGACACAAGCACGUUAACCUCUCUGUGUUUAACACAUGUAGGAAUUGCUAUAACACAGCAGUUCUGAAACUGUGGGUUGUGACCCUAUUUUAAUGGGGUUGCCAGGGCUCGUGUUAGACUUGCUGGGGCUUGGGGCCAAAGACAAAACCCGAGCCCCACCACCCGGGGCCAAAGCCCAACCCUCAUCGUCCUGGGCGGCAUGGGUUGGGCUUUGGCUUUGGCUUUGGCUUCAGCCCUGGGUGGUGGGGCUCAGGAUACAGGCCCCCGUAUCCUGAGCCCUUGGGCUUUGCCUUCCCCCAACCCGGGGCGGUGAGGCGGCGGGGCUCUAGCGGGCUCAGGCUUCAGUGCCCCCUCCUGGAGUCAUGUAGUAAUUUUGUUGUCAGAAGGGGGUUGUGGUGCAAUGAAGUUUGAGAACCCCUGCUAUAACAGUACAGACUUAUGUUCCAUGUCGUUCGAUAUUCUCCAGAUACUUCAGAAAAAAGAGUGAGCCCCCUCACCCCCUUACUAUACUAGGGGAGGAGAUGGUAUUCCUGACUCCAGCAGGUGAUCAGCUUAUGUCUGAAAGGCUGAUAUUCUUGCGUUGUUUAGUCUAGCUAGUGUAGCUGCAACUACUAUUCUUAUUCAUACAAAUACUUUAAUUCUCUUUUUAAACUUACAAACUAGCACAUAUCAUAUCUCUGAAGUACUUUUGAUGUGGAAGUUGCUCCUGCCUGGUGCAUAUGCAGAGAGAUUCAGUGUAUAUUUCACAGAGUUGUUUCAGCCAGCCAGUGAAACCCUUGCACUUCCUUGUUUCUUCUCAGUGUGGGUGCAAGAACUGUGGGCGGGCAUUCUGCUCAAGCUGCCUUGGAUUCAGCGCCAUUGUUCCCCGUUAUGGGAAUACUCUGCAGAAGGUGUGCAAGCAGUGUCAUGGGGAGCUAACCAGAGGAGUGUCUCGGACUAGUACAGCUAGAUGGUCUCCACCAGAGAACUACAAAAAACGUGUAGCAGCUCUUGAGGCCAAGCAGAACCAGCCGAUGAGUCCGCAGAAAGGCCCAGUGAAACCCCGAGGCCAGACAGGUUCCAAAUAUCAGGGGCUGUCAAAGGAGGAUCGAGCUAUUGCAGAGAGGCUGGAGAGGCUCAAGGAGGAAACGAAGCCCAAGUCCAUCCCAUCUCAAGCUGAGAUAGAAUCAAGGCUUGCAGCACUGAAGGAUAACCCCAGCAAACCCAUUCCAUCCACACAGGAAAUGGAAGACCGUCUGGCUGCCCUGCAGGGAAGAGCUCUUCCAACUAAAACUCCCAGACCGGUGCACCAGCCCCCUGAUACCAGAACCCAAGUCCAAAAGUCUGAUGACCUGUUGACCCAGCUGGCUGAGGAAGUUGCCAUUGAUGAGAGUUCUAGUCCAGUCCAGCCUCAAGCUGUUAAUAUCCAGACCCUGAAUGAUCUCAAUCGGAGAAAUCAGAGUGGCAUCAGCACUGCUGAUCUGGACCCAAAACAGCUGGAGGAGGAGAAGAAUAAACUUCUGGCAGAGGCUGCUGCUGAGCUGAGGGAGGAGAACACUAGGGAGGAGAAAAUCCUAGAAGUUGCAAAGAAACUGGCAGCACUCAAAGGCCAGGACCCCGAGAAAGUGACUCUGGAAGACUAUAAGCUCCCUGACAGUGACGAGGAGCUGACGGAGGAAGAAGCCAUUCAGCGAGUCCUAAAACAGCUCACUGAGGAAGCAGCUCUGGAUGAAGCAAGCGGCUUCAACAUCCCUGCUGAUCAGGCCACCCACCCAGCAACCUCACAGCAGAACACACCCAAGAAAGCAAAGCUAAAGAUCCAAGCUCCAACUGCCACAGCUAGUGCUAAGAAACCCAGCCCAAUUGCUAAGGCAGAAGACGGUGAUGAUGAGGAGUUACCAUGGUGUUGUAUCUGCAACGAAAAUGCCACAUUGCGCUGCCAUGACUGUGAUGAUGAUCUCUAUUGCCAGCGAUGCUUCCGGUAACAGCGAUAACGCCUUUUGGGAAGGCCAUGAUGAGCUUGACCGGAAGGAGCACCACACAUCUAGCUAUCAUCCUCCUCGUAAGCAGAAAUGAGUCCAUGAGCUGUGGAAAGGGAAGAAGAUGGAAAAUGGAGAUACAGAGGGAGUUGUCAAGAUGGGAAGAGUUCAGGCAGACAUGCACUUGCUACCAAAACAGAGGAUCUCUCGAACAAUUCGAGGAACCUCUGUAAUUCCAAAGAAGCUUGGCGAAAAUGUGACUCCCUUCCCCAAACAUAGCCAGGGAAAUAUGGCUGGGAGUGAAGUAUACGCUCUGCAUACAUGAGAGUUUAAAUCAGUGGAACAUUAGAAAAUGGAUGAAUUGGUAUAAAUGUAAAUAGCAUGAGUUUAAACCAGGGGGCAUUUGGAGGAUGGUAAAGCCAGGGAAAGAGCUUGAAUAUAAGCCACUGUGAGGCUGUGUGAUGAAUAAUUUCCUGCUUUUGCUAAUAAUUUACACAUUUUGUUCAAAAAAGAUGACAAGGCAAGUUAAAUUAAGAAAAGAUAAAAUUCUUCAUGGCUUGAUCAGAUAUGUGAUAAGAAUCUCUGAAGUGUAAUAAAGGAACGUGUGUAGGGAAAUCUCUUGAA
Dermochelys coriacea (leatherback sea turtle) is the source of this 3823-nucleotide messenger RNA. RefSeq names its product zinc finger FYVE-type containing 19 (gene ZFYVE19). The transcript is spliced from 11 exons. The coding region runs from base 1961 to 3205 and encodes 414 amino acids. The record is from RefSeq and is a predicted model, not a curated record. NCBI's taxonomy places the organism in Eukaryota, Metazoa, Chordata, Testudines, Dermochelyidae. Gene Ontology annotation, biological process: mitotic cytokinesis checkpoint signaling; abscission. Gene Ontology annotation, cellular component: midbody; centrosome; cleavage furrow. Gene Ontology annotation, molecular function: metal ion binding; phosphatidylinositol-3-phosphate binding.